Messenger RNA from Octodon degus (degu), 1488 nucleotides. Its product is annotated as dipeptidase 3. Gene Ontology annotation, biological process: proteolysis. The record is from RefSeq and is a predicted model, not a curated record. Gene Ontology annotation, molecular function: metallodipeptidase activity. The transcript is spliced from 11 exons. The coding region runs from base 1 to 1488 and encodes 495 amino acids. NCBI's taxonomy places the organism in Eukaryota, Metazoa, Chordata, Mammalia, Rodentia, Octodontidae.
AUGGAAGAGCCGUGGCGCCCCCUGGCGCUUAUGAUGGAGGAUCCCAGCGUGAAGGCUCUUGUGAUUGUCAUCCUGCCCUACUCCACGUCCCUGUGCAAAAUGCCCCUUGAGGCCCUCAACGGUCCCUGCGUGCUCUGCGUGCGGCCUGUGCUGCUUUUCCUGCUUCUCCUGCUGCUGCGGCCGGACACCCUCAGCACUGAAACUUCGUCUGGCACCCCCAGUGCUCCUGGCUCUGCUACUACACUAGGCACCCGCAAGGCCCCUGGCCUGCGAGGUCGUGCGAGGGCCCUGAUGCGGAACUUUCCUCUAGUGGAUGGCCACAAUGAACUGCCUCAAGUCCUGAAACAACAUUUCCAGAAUAGGCUGCAGGAUGUGAAUCUGCUCGAUUUCAGCCAUGGCCAGACGAGCCUGAACAGACUUAGGGAUGGCCUCGUGAGUGCCCAGUUCUGGUCGGCCUACAUCCCGUGCUACACCCAGGACCGAGAUGCUGUGCGCCUCACCCUGGAGCAGAUUGACCUCAUCCGCCGCAUGUGUGCCUCCUACUCUGAGCUGGAGCUGGUGACCUCAGCUGAAGGUCUCAACCGCACUCAAAAGCUGGCCUGCCUCAUUGGUGUGGAGGGUGGUCACUCACUGGACAGCAGCCUCUCUGUACUGCGCAGUUUCUAUCUGCUGGGGGUGCGCUACCUGGCACUCACCUUCACCUGCAGCACACCCUGGGCAGAGAGUUCCACCAAAUUCAUAUAUGAUCUCUACAUCAACGUUAGUGGGUUAACAAGCUUUGGUGAGAAAGUGAUACAGGAAAUGAACCGCUUGGGCAUGAUGAUAGACUUGUCCUAUGCCUCGGACAACUUGGCAGUGCAGACCCUGAGGCUGUCUCGGGCUCCUGUGAUCUUCUCCCACUCGGCUGCCAGGGGUGUGUGCUACAGUUACCUGAAUGUUCCUGAUAAGAUCCUGCAGCUUCUGAAGAAAAAUGGUGGCAUUGUGAUGGUGACUCUGUCCAUUGGGGUGCUGCACUGCAACCUGUUUGCUAACGUGUCCACUGUGGCAGAUCACUUUGAUCACAUCAGGGCAGUCAUCGGAUCCGAAUUCAUUGGGAUUGGUGGGAAUUAUGAUGGGUCUGGCCGGUUCCCUCGGGGGCUGGAGGACGUGUCCACAUACCCCGUGCUGAUAGAGGAGCUACUGAGUCGGGGCUGGAGUGAGGAAGAGCUUCGAGGUGUCCUUCGAGAAAACCUGCUUCGGGUCUUCAGGCAAGUGGAGCAGGUGAGCAAGGAAAGCAGCGGGCUGAGCCCUAUAGAAGCAGAGUUUCCAGACAGGCAGCCAAAAACAUCCUGCCACUCGCACCUCCUGUCUCAGCCUCAGACUAAUCAACAAGGGGUGACCCAGCCAACCAACCAUGUCUUCCAGAGUCCCUCACAAUUCUCCCCAUACAUUGUUCCAGGCAUCAUGGUUGCUACCACCCUCCUGAUCCUCUUCAUUUGGCUCCAGUGA